Molecule: messenger RNA, 321 nt
Organism: Vicia faba (fava bean)
Lineage: Eukaryota; Viridiplantae; Streptophyta; Magnoliopsida; Fabales; Fabaceae
Source: the annotation of a GenBank genome assembly
AUGUGUACCAAAGAACAGAAAAAUCAAGGGAAAAUAAAAUCGAAGGCCAUCAAAUCUACCGCUCAACCACCAAACGCGACUGCCUCCGCUGUAAAUUCUUCCGUCACCGAGGGCCAAACUAACGCCGCUCCGCCUCUCCGACUGCACCAACCGCAUCACCGUCUUGAGAUCCGAGGAAUCCGGCAAACCCCAGCUUCGAAACACCAACGCGCCCAGGCCGCCGCUCAGGGAACCCCUGCACCGCUCAUAACCGUCAAGGCCGCGACCCUCCGCCAACCACGCUUCGACUCAGAGAAAGAGCAUGGAGUUUUUUCAUCUUAG